AUGGACAGCCUGUACGAGGUGGUGCAGAGCUCCAGCGACGGCCCACCACAGCCUGUCCCAAGCCGCUCCUCCAGCCGCUCCUGCAGCCGCUCCUGCAGCCCGGCAGUCUUGCUGGAUGAUGGCACAAAGUGGCGAGGCUCUGGAAGAUCUAUAUCCAUGGAGAUGCCUCAGACGCAGAGAGCCAACUCGAACAAGAAGAAAAGAAGAACACAUGUAUCCAAAUCUGCAUCAGAUAAUGAAACACUAGAUAACCCCGGCUGUAAUACUGCAGUGUGGCAGCAUGCCAGGAGCAGAGCAGAUUUAGUUCACAUCACCAACAAUCACAAUGAAGAGAUGCGAAAGACGAAACACAGGACAGAAACCAGAGGUGGGAAAGGAAGCCAUCAUUCUGGCACCAAGAAAAAGGAGAAACUGACCUCAAGCCAGAGUGUCCAUGCCAAUGGAGUGGCAACAGAGUCCAAAGCUGCUGUCAGGAGAAACCCCAAAAACAACAAGAAAGCAGGCGGGAAAAGUGGGAAAGAAGGGACAAAGAAAACAAACAGCUCCAGAGUGUGCUCCCCACCUGGCAUGAUGAGCCCACAGAUGGGACACCACUUUCCCGAAGUGCCGUACAGAUCAGACAGGAGGCCCUACCCGGGUAAAUUCUCCACCCUCCCCUCUCAGGAGAACGCAACCCCGGGGCGAUGCCCCGACAUGGCCAGCCUUCCCGGUGGAGCGACCCCCACCCACCACCAGCGCUGGAGUAACCCUGCUGACAGCAGUCUAGCCUGGGGGACCGUACAGCACACCUGCCGCAGGCCUCUCACAGAGUAUCGCGUGUACUCCCAUGACUUCAUCACGGCACACGUGAAGGAGUGGGAAGGAAGACAGGAGCAGCGGCAGGCAGUGGUCCAGGAUGGCAGCUUGAAGCAGGACUGUAAACCUGAGAUUCCCCCAAGGGUGCCCCGAUCUAUCACUGAUGUGGACCUGUCAGAACCAAAUGUAAGUUUAAUGCUGAUGGCCACACAGUACUGA
Oreochromis aureus is the source of this 1014-nucleotide messenger RNA. RefSeq lists its product as uncharacterized. The record is from RefSeq and is a predicted model, not a curated record. The transcript is spliced from 7 exons. The coding region runs from base 1 to 1014 and encodes 337 amino acids. Lineage: Eukaryota; Metazoa; Chordata; Actinopteri; Cichliformes; Cichlidae.